AUGCCGUUACAAUGGAGUCUAAAUAAGAUCCGGACAUCGAGCAGUUCUCCUUUCUCGACUUCCACUACUGUCGACGUCCGCUACUACUCUGCGAACUUAAGUGCCACGUCCCGGAGGAGAGGGGUGAAGGUCAAGGGAAAUUGGGUGUCGCGGAAACUAUAUGACACCCAUACGACGAUAGAUAAACGGGCACGGUGGCUAGAAGGGCAGGCAAUCCUGGCUGGCAACGUUGACGGCGCAUUCAUCGCGCGGUCGCUCACUGGUCCACAAUCGGCAUCACGCAUUGCCUCCGACGGAAUUGGCGAGCCACUCGUUGAACCUCACGAACUCAAUGACGCACCCUGCUUGGGUCCCUCCAUGACCCCAAACCAAUCGCAUCAGCGACGCAUACGCGACAUCGACUUGAGCGACAGCUUUGUUGCCUUAGACGGGAACGCUUCCUCAAUCGAUACGGACAGUGAUACUGCUGAGUCGGCUGCGUCUGAAGACGAGGAGGAGGCUGGGUCGCCACCGUCCUAUGAUUCUGCAGAGGAGAACGCAGACGAAGCCCUGGAUGCUGCCAAUGCGCGCGCUAUCAAGGAGUUGACCUCGGUGUUCGUAUUAGUCAAUACGAACAUCCUCACAUUUUCCGUUCCCCCGACACUCAUCUUUGCCCAUCCGCCCGACGAAGCCUCGUCUGAAUAUCACCCCCCUGCCACGGAGCCUGCUUCAUUCGCGAACAGCGGCCUUCUACGCCUAUCCACCCAGCAUUCAAUCAAUAACCACUUCCUGCGUCACGAAGAAUUCAUGUAUCAGCAGCUCGUGAACAUUAGUCAUCUUGUCUCGAAUUCCUCCCGACUUCAACACCUGCAGGCUAUGGUUCAUAAUCGCAUCCUGGACGAGCUCAGACGCUUGGAGGGUAUAAAGGGAGAAGAAUGGAAUUGUCAACGACACGGAGGUCAUGGUCCCCCAGAUCCCCAUCUUGUAAGGUAUAAAGGACAGAAUCGGAUUCUCCUUGCAUCUGCAUCGUUCAGCAGACCCGGCCAUAAUGGCACUCAAGUUUUUGAUCCUCGUACUCCAUCUCAUCUCCCGAGUAUCGAGGAACGCUUGCGACUUCACACUCGCGGCUCGAGAAGGAGCAUCGAGGAGCAAGUGGGCUUCGAUAGCAUUCCCGUCGACUCUCGUACCCUCCUUCAUCAGUUCGACAUGGACCCUGUCGUGCGCUCCUAUGUCACUCCAGCCCAGCUCUUGAGAGCUGUACCCAUCAAGCGACGCCAUCGUCCCCCGUCUGCGGUACGUCAUUGCUACGCAAGUGCAUGA
Molecule: messenger RNA, 1299 nt
Organism: Fomitopsis serialis
Lineage: Eukaryota; Fungi; Basidiomycota; Agaricomycetes; Polyporales; Fomitopsidaceae
Exons: 6
Coding region: 1-1299 (432 amino acids)
Source: RefSeq, a predicted model, not a curated record